This is a messenger RNA of Megalops cyprinoides (Indo-Pacific tarpon), 3463 nucleotides long. RefSeq names its product L3MBTL histone methyl-lysine binding protein 1b (gene l3mbtl1b). Gene Ontology annotation, cellular component: nucleus. NCBI's taxonomy places the organism in Eukaryota, Metazoa, Chordata, Actinopteri, Elopiformes, Megalopidae. The transcript is spliced from 21 exons. The record is from RefSeq and is a predicted model, not a curated record. Gene Ontology annotation, molecular function: protein binding; zinc ion binding. Gene Ontology annotation, biological process: regulation of DNA-templated transcription. The coding region runs from base 19 to 2490 and encodes 823 amino acids.
UAAGGAGAACAGGGAACGAUGACGGACACCCCUCCCACUGAUGCCCCUUCAUCCGGGGGAGACUUUGACAUGAUGAGUGCCCUGGAUUGGAAGGAUGGGAUUGCGAGGCUCCCUGGGAGUGACAUUAGGUUUCGCAUGACUGAGUUCGGGACCCUGGAGAUCAUCACAGACAUGGACACGGACGCUGCCCAGCCCAGCAGUGACGCCCUCACAGCCCAAACUCAGGACCCCACGACGUCACACAGCCCCACCCCGCCGCCUGAAACCGCCACAGAGCCCGACCUGGCGCCCCCCUCAGAGCCUGAAGAUGCUCCCCUGGCUCCGGUGCUCAUGUCCCAGAGUCCUGUGGCCCUGGAAGAGGCCCCCAGCGUGGAGGUGGCGAGCUGUGGGUCCUGUGGCGUCUCUGGGUCCCAGGAGAGUUUCCUUCAGGGCAAGUUCUGCAGUCCUGGCUGUGUCCAGCCUUCUAGCGGCAGGUCAACUCCGGGCGAUCAGAGAGACAGGGGCAGGGCGACCCCCAUUCCUGUUGUCGAGGGCGACCGGCUGGGAAAGCGCGUGAGGAAGAAGAGGAAGAUGUACAUGGACUCUGGUGACGAUGAUGAUGACAACCCAGAAGAGGAGGAGGAGAAGGCCAAGGCAUGCAAAGGAAGGCGGGCAGCUAAACUGGCCAGGCUGGUUACGGCCACGCCUUCCAAGAAGAAAGCGUGGAGCUGGCCAUCUUACCUGGAGGAGGAGAAGGCCAUAGCCGCUCCUGUGAAGCUUUUCAAGGAGCACCAGUCUUUCCCUCAGAGCCGGAACACGUUCAAAGUGGGGAUGAAGCUGGAAGGGCUGGACCCGUGUCACCCCUCACUCUUCUGUGUCCUCACCGUGGCUGAGGUCCAGGGCUACAGAGUACGCCUGCACUUCGACGGCUACCCAGAGUGUUAUGACUUCUGGGUAAACGCGGACUCCUGGGACGUGAAGCCGGCGGGCUGGUGCGAGAAGAUGGGACACAAGCUGCUGCUUCCCAAAGGGUGCAAAGAAGGAGAGUUCAACUGGAGCACCUACGUGAAGAACUGCCGGGGCCAGAUCGCCCCCAAACACCUCUUCAAGAGUCUGAACACGUCAGUGACUCCCUCGGGGUUCCGUCCCGGGAUGAAGCUGGAGGCGGUGGACAAGAAGAACCCCUCCCUCAUCUGCGUGGCCACCAUCUCCGCCGUCGUGGACAACCGCCUGCUCAUCCACUUCGACAACUGGGACGACACCUACGACUACUGGUGCGAUGCCAGCAGUCCUUACAUCCACCCUGUUGGUUUUUGCGAAGAAGCAGAAUUAACCCUUACUACACCAGCUGAAUACAAGCAGCCGAAGAGCUUCUCUUGGGAGAAGUACCUGGAGGAGACAGGUACGCAGGCGGCACCUGCCCGAGCCUUCAAACAGAGACCCCCCCACGGGUUCCAGGUGGGCAUGAAGCUGGAGGCUGUGGACAAGAGGAACCCCAUGCUGAUCCGAGUGGCCACCAUCGCGGACACGGAGGACCACCGGCUCAGGAUCCACUUUGACAGCUGGAGUAAGGAGUAUGAUUACUGGGUUGAUGCAGACAGCCCCGACCUGCACCCUGUGGGCUGGUGUCAGAAGACGGGCCACCCUCUCCAGAACCCUCAAGGGACACCCGAUGCCUCCACACUGCUGGGACAGGGCUGUCCCACCCCUGGCUGCAACGGUGUGGGACACGUCCGAGGACCACGCUACGGGACACACUACACGGCGGUCAGCUGCCCCUACUCCGAAGUGAACCUGAACAAGGAGGGGCUGGUACCAGACCGGCUGAGCGGGGAGAGGCCCACUGCGUUAGCCGGGCCACACCGGGGCCGGCGCUCAGAACCACCCACGCCCACCCCCACCACCCCCGACCUGCCAGAUGGGCCCGACGACUCACCCCACUCCAGCGGCGGCAGGAAGUCGUGGAGUGUGGAGGGCGAGCGUUCGGGUCGCAGCAGCACCCAGAGCCUGUCGGAUCCCUCGCACUGUGGAGACGAGCGGACAGGGGGCGCCGGAGAGCAAAGCCACAACGGCACAAGGCCCAAGAAGUCUGGACAGAUUCCAAAGUGUCUGAAGCUGCACUUUGUCAAGCAGGAGAUGGCAGAUGGAAAAGAAGGCCCGGUGAGUCUGCAGCAGGCCCUGCAUGAGUCUGUGUUCUCCCCGUCCUGCUCCUCCAGCCCCACGCAGCGCAUACAGAUGUGCUGGGAGAAGCACUGCAAGCUGCUGCCCGAGGUGCUGGGCCUCACCGCCAAGAGAGUGGCCAAGUGGAGCGCCGAGGAGGUUGCCAGCUUUGUUCGAGGCCUGCCAGGUUGCAAAGACCACGCCGCGACAUUUAGGAAUGAGCAAAUCGACGGAGAGGCGUUCCUGCUCCUCACCCAGGCUGACAUAGUCAAGAUCCUCAGCAUCAAACUGGGGCCCGCCCUCAAGAUAUACAACUCCAUCCUCAUGUUCAAGAGCGCCGACGAAGAGUGAGGAGGGGGAGAGAGGGGGAGCAACAACAUCACUUCCUGAGCUGUCAUCGCGCAGCAGAACUGUAAACCCGACAAGAACAACAGUGCAAGUCUUCCUUUUCAUAGUGGUAAGAGACAAACGAACAGCCACACGUACAAUUUGAAGAAAGAAAAGAAAAAAAAAACGUUUUGUAUUGUAAUAUAGUGUAGAUAUGGUUCUCAAAGACGAGACUGUUCUUGGUGUGUAAAUGAGUCCGAUGUGGUCAUCGAAGAGCCAGUCUAAAACCAGCGGUUGUAGGUUUGUAGAAAAACCUGUGAUGGCUUUGUGGAAACAGCUGGGUGCCAGAAGACAGUAGUGACAUUACAUAACUUCCAAACAGAUGUGUAUCACCAUAGACUGGCAAAUUAAAAUCUGCUUUUAUUGUUGUUAUUAUUAUUGAUUCUUAAGUGGUGCAUGUCAAGUGGAGCCAGAUUAAGCAGAGUACAGUACCUUUUACUUGAAUGGUGAUUCUGUGGGUUUUUAAUACCAGCAAAGAAAAAUGUUAAUUUAAGUUCUUAAGUUGCCUGAGAGCAAGCUUUGAACAGACGCUCAUGAGGGGAUGUUUGCAAGCUGUGGGCGUGAAGCGUUAGUCCUCAACAGAGCCUCCCUGAACAGUGAUGCAAUUGGCCACAAACUAACGUGCUGCAAUUCCACAUCUUGCCACAGGGAGGAGACAAAUAAUACUGUAUGUUGGAUGUUUAUCGGUACAGUAUAAGAGCGAGUUCGUAAGAUGAGAAAAUGUGGGGUGGGAUGAGAUUGGGGGGGGGAUUUAGUCCGUCUCUCCAUUAUUUUAGUCUGCCGUUAUUCACAAUCAGAGUAAGGGCUGUGUAAGGGCUGUCGGCAUGGAGACUGUGCUUACCUUUCAGCUUAGACAUGGGAAGAGCUGGCUGGCACAAACAAAACUGGAAAUCUUAACACUCACAUGCCUUGGUUGUACAAAUAAAUCAAUGUAGAA